Messenger RNA from Talaromyces marneffei, 336 nucleotides. RefSeq lists its product as uncharacterized. The record is from RefSeq and is a predicted model, not a curated record. Bases 1 to 336 code for a protein of 111 amino acids. The transcript is spliced from 3 exons. NCBI's taxonomy places the organism in Eukaryota, Fungi, Ascomycota, Eurotiomycetes, Eurotiales, Trichocomaceae.
AUGUCAUCGACAGCUUCGUCCAUAACUCCGGUUGAGGAUGCGAUGCGCGACAAGCUCGUCGCAGCAUUCACCCCAACAACCCUCCAAAUCCGCAACGACUCACACCUCCACGCCCACCAUGCGCCGAUGCAAGGCACUACCUCUAAAGAAACCCAUUUUCAUGUAACGAUAACAUCAGAAGCAUUCCAAUCCAAAUCGCAACCGGUGCGCCAUCGAAUGGUCUAUUCGCUCUUGAAGGACGAGAUGGCUAGAGAAGGAGGGAUUCAUGCCUUGCAAUUACGCACGAGGACGCCCGAGGAGGAGAAGAGGCAGGCUGAGAGGGAGGCGCAGAAUUGA